This is a messenger RNA of Hyla sarda, 1177 nucleotides long. RefSeq names its product prostaglandin E synthase (gene PTGES). Gene Ontology annotation, molecular function: prostaglandin-E synthase activity. NCBI's taxonomy places the organism in Eukaryota, Metazoa, Chordata, Amphibia, Anura, Hylidae. Gene Ontology annotation, cellular component: membrane. The coding region runs from base 150 to 575 and encodes 141 amino acids. The record is from RefSeq and is a predicted model, not a curated record. Gene Ontology annotation, biological process: prostaglandin biosynthetic process. The transcript has 4 exons.
CGAACAUUUAACGCACCCAACCCCUCUCUCCACCAACAUCAUCUAUCAGUGGAGCGAUGGGGCACUUCCGUACACCUUAGACAAUUAACUGUGACAGGCUCACGUCGCUCAACAAAAGGUCGGAUUACGUCUGCACACCUGCUAAAUACAUGAUCUGGAGGCAUAGUACGGAGUCAGGGCGUGGGGCCAUGUGGACGGAGAAUUCGGUCAGCCUCUGGUUAUACAUCUCCACAUUCUAUAAGGCUUUUGCCAACCCUGAAGAUGCCCUGAGACACGGAGGCCUCGAGUUCAAUCGUGAAGAUCCUGAUGUAGAACGUUAUAGGAGGGCUCACCGCAACGACAUGGAGAACAUCUUCCCGUUCCUGUUCCUCGGAGCCAUUUACUCCUUACUGGAACCCAAUCCAAGCAUCGCCAGGAUCCAUUUUGUCGUUUUCUUCAUCGGUCGCUUGGUGCACACAGCAGCCUAUGUAUUGGCCCUAAAAGCUCCAACGCGUUCCAUGGCCUACAGCAUAGCCCAGCUACCAUGCUUUUCUAUGGCUCUCCAAAUUCUUUUUUCUGUCGCCUCCUACUGGUAGACUAAGGCAUAACGCGUUUCACGCACCAGAUAGCCAUGGCCGGGAUUCAGUUCAAUAUUUUGUGUCUGCAAUCGUAGUGAGGUUCAUUUACCUCCAGCUGUUGCAAAACUACAACUCCCAGCAUGCCCGGACAGCCAAAGGCUGUCCGGGCAUGCUGGGAGUUGUAGUUUUUGCAACAGCUGUAGGCACCCUGGUUGAAAAACACUGACCUAAGUGCAGUAAAACAUCACCCUCCUGCGUUUUGUAAAUGGUCUUUGUUAUGUAACCAAACCUCAGUAUUUGGACUGUCCAUUGUUUCACUAAUAAUGUCGACUGUUUGUAGCUUUUUUUUGUAUCAUUUGUAUACGAUCAAUUAAGUUUUUUUUGUUUUUUUUUCACUGCAAAAUAAUUUCUUUAAAGGAGCAAUUUUUUUCUCUCCCUAAAACAGCACCACACCUGUCCUCAGGUUGUGUAUGGUGUUAAAACUUGGCUCCAUUCACUUCAGUGAAACUGAGUUGCAGUACCUCACACAACCUAAGGACAGGGGUGGUGCUGUUUUUUUUGUUUGUUUGUUUGUUUAUUUUUAGAAGAAAUCAGCUCUGGUUUAUUUUCCAAAUUCUGGA